AUGGACAGCCGCGGCCGAGCCCGGCUCGGCCAGCGACGUGAGACCCUGAAGUGGGCCGGCGUGCGGGUCAGCAUUGACGAGGACUCCGGCAAGGUGGAGAACGAGAACGUGAGCGCCGAUCUCGACCCAUUGAAGAACAUCGGCAAGGAGGUGCUGUCGCUGGGCGCCGACGUGCUGCCCGAGUACAAGCUGCAAUCGCCGCGCAUCCACAAGUGGACGAUCUUGCACUACUCGCCGUUCAAGGCCGUCUGGGAUUGGAUCGUGCUGCUGCUGGUCAUCUACACGGCCAUGUUCACGCCGUACGUGGCGGCGUUCCUGCUCAGCGAGCCCGGCCAGAACCGCGUCAACAAGAAGUACGGCGAGGACCCGAUCGUGGUCAUAGAUCUCAUCGUGGAUAUCAUGUUCAUCAUAGACAUCUUAAUCAACUUUCGGACGACGUACGUCAAUAAAAACGACGAGGUAGUAUCUCACCCGGGCAAAAUAGCCGUGCACUACUUCAAGGGCUGGUUCAUCAUCGACGUGGUCGCGGCCAUUCCGUUCGACCUGCUCUUGUUCGGCUCGGACACCGAUGAGUCUACGACCACGCUGAUCGGCCUGCUGAAGACGGCGCGCCUCCUGCGGCUGGUACGCGUCGCCAGGAAGAUCGACCGCUACUCCGAGUACGGCGCCGGCUUCCUGCUCCUGCUCAUGGCCACGUUCGCUCUGGUCGCCCACUGGCUCGCAUGCAUCUGGUACGCUAUAGGCUUCGCCGAGCUGCCAAAGCCGACCGGAUGGCUGCACCGGCUGGGGACCGACAUCGACACGCCGUACGGCUCUGAGGGCAAGAUGGGUGGCCCCAGCAUCAAG
This is a messenger RNA of Pollicipes pollicipes, 846 nucleotides long. Its product is annotated as potassium voltage-gated channel subfamily H member 2. Gene Ontology annotation, cellular component: plasma membrane. The record is from RefSeq and is a predicted model, not a curated record. Gene Ontology annotation, molecular function: inward rectifier potassium channel activity. Gene Ontology annotation, biological process: potassium ion transmembrane transport; regulation of membrane potential. Lineage: Eukaryota; Metazoa; Arthropoda; Thecostraca; Pollicipedomorpha; Pollicipedidae.